Lethenteron reissneri (Far Eastern brook lamprey) is the source of this 1610-nucleotide messenger RNA. It is a transcript of the gene NAA10, whose product is annotated as N-alpha-acetyltransferase 10, NatA catalytic subunit. Lineage: Eukaryota; Metazoa; Chordata; Hyperoartia; Petromyzontiformes; Petromyzontidae. Gene Ontology annotation, biological process: N-terminal protein amino acid acetylation. Gene Ontology annotation, cellular component: NatA complex. The record is from RefSeq and is a predicted model, not a curated record. Gene Ontology annotation, molecular function: protein-N-terminal-glutamate acetyltransferase activity; protein N-terminal-serine acetyltransferase activity.
CUUCGCUCCGCUGUGAACUAGUCGAGGGGCAGGCGGCGUGGGGGUGAUCGUCGCUUCGUCUCUCUCGGCGUCUCUCUCCGUCUCUCUCCUCCUCCUCUCUCUGUCCGCGAGACGUUUCGUCUCUCCUCGUGCCGGGUUGUCCACUGCCACUACGACCCAGAGAAGCUCCACCAUGAACAUUCGGAACGCCAGGCCCGAGGACCUCAUGAACAUGCAGCACUGCAACCUGCUGUGCCUGCCUGAGAACUACCAGAUGAAGUACUACUUUUACCAUGGGCUUUCCUGGCCCCAGCUCUCGUACGUGGCCGAGGAUGAAAAUGGCAAGAUUGUGGGCUACGUGCUGGCGAAAAUGGAGGAGGACCCAGACGAUGCCCCACAUGGCCACAUCACCUCCCUGGCGGUGAAGCGCUCGCACCGGCGGUUGGGCCUGGCACAGAAGCUGAUGGACCAGGCAUCGCGUGCCAUGAUCGAAAACUUCAACGCCAAAUACGUGUCCCUGCACGUCCGCAAGAGCAACCGGGCAGCUCUGCACCUCUACUCCAACACGCUCAAGUUUCAAGUCAGUGAAGUGGAGCCCAAAUACUAUGCCGACGGGGAAGAUGCUUACGCCAUGAAGAGAGACCUGGCACAGAUGGGUGAUGAGCUGCGCAAGCUGAACAUCAAGACCGAUACCCCUCAGGCGCUGAUGACGCCGCCGCCAACGCCGUCGGGGCAGGCCGAGUCCAAGGCGGCGGCCUCCAUCGCGGCGGGUCGACGCGGCGCCCGCGACGGCGCCGACGACUGCAGCGGCGGCGACAGCAAGGACGCGAGCGAGGCCACGUGCAGCACGGACCUCAAGGACAGCUCCGAGGCGUCCGACUCGGCCUCGUGAAGACCCACCCCCCCAUCCUGGUCCUUCCAUCGGCCGUCCUUCGUGCAGACCCCCCCCCCCUCCUCUCCUCCCCCUCGGCGCGUCUGGUCUGUUCUGGAUUCGAGGCACGGCCGCUCACGAGUCUUGUCCACCACAGGGGUGGGGAGGGCACGGGGCACUCAGUCUGGUACACCCGGCGUCCACGCGAGGCCUCCGACUUGGGAUACGGUGGCACCCCCCCCCCCCCCGCCGAUUUUGUUUGAUCGAGUUUAGUUCCUGAAGAAGCUUCCGGCACGUGGUGUGAAACAUCGGACAUCGUGAGGAAUAGCACCACGGUACAACCCCAAAUAAACAUCAAGAACGAUAUUUAUCCAUCACUGCAAGUGUGUUAUUUGUGACAAUCUAGUACUGGAGGGGAAUAUUUGAGCAGGCAAGACUUUUUCGAAUUUUGGCUUGUUCCUUUCACUGCAAGGAAGGGCCUCUUGCAGUCGUGAGUAUUCAUGCUUGGCAUUUCCAAAGUGUUUUUUUUAAUCCGAUUUGGCCUUCAAGGAAAAUGUUCCCCACCUUAAAAUCAACAGCUUGUGAAGAAAACUUGCAAGAAUUAUCCUGUACUGCUCUUGAGUAAAUUGUCCCAAAGUUUUGCAGGUCCUGUGGUUGAGUCCCCCCCCCCCUCCCUUCGUGGCAAGCUUGAUAUGACUAACAAUGGGCUGUUGUGCAGUGCCUGCUGGAAUAAACGUGUGAAGGGUGAGACUUUGGUCAA